This is a messenger RNA of Micromonas pusilla CCMP1545, 876 nucleotides long. RefSeq lists its product as uncharacterized. Gene Ontology annotation, biological process: protein folding. The record is from RefSeq and is a predicted model, not a curated record. Lineage: Eukaryota; Viridiplantae; Chlorophyta; Mamiellophyceae; Mamiellales; Mamiellaceae. Gene Ontology annotation, cellular component: cytoplasm. The transcript is spliced from 2 exons. The coding region runs from base 1 to 876 and encodes 291 amino acids.
AUGCUCCAGAUCGCGUCACAGAUCGCCGCGCAGGCGGACGGCGCGAACCCGGUCGAUCACAUGCUCGACCUCUACUUUGGCUUUCUUCGCCGAAAGACGGACUUCUUCAACAAGCCGUCCGAGUGCCGCCCCGCGGUGAUGCGCGCGUUCGAGCGCCAGGAGAAGAUCGUCGAGGCGAGCAAGUCGGACGCGCAGAAGCAGGCGGAGAAGAAGGCGGCGAAGGAGGCGGCCGCGGCGGAGAUCCGCGCGCGUCUCGAGAGGGAGGAGGAUGAAAAGCGCGCCGUCGAGGACGAGGCGCGGAGGAAGCGCACGCACGACGAGGCGGAGGACGACUACGACAAGCUCGCGCCCGGGACGCAGGCGCCGAACGCCGGGAACGGCGGCGAGGCGGAGCACUACACGUGGACGCAGACGCUCACGGAGGUGGACGUGCGGAUGCGCGUGCCGACGGGGACGACGUCGAAGCAGAUCGCGUGCGAGAUGACGCGGAAUCACCUCGCCUUCGGCCUCCGAGGCGAGCCGCCGCUGGUGAAGGGCGAGUGGCACGGCGAGGUGGUCCCGGACGACUGCUUCUGGACGAUGUGGGACAAGUCCACGGUGCAGCUGACGAUCCAGAAGAAGAGCGACAUGGAGUGGUGGAACGUCGUCGUGAAGGGGGACGCGGUGCCGAUCGACACGAAGAAGGUGCAGCCGGAGAAUUCAAACCUGAGCGACCUCGACGGCGAGACGCGGUCGACGGUGGAGAAGAUGAUGUACGAUAACGCGCAGAAGCAAAUGGGGAAGCCCACGAGCGACGAGCAGGCCAAGGCGGACGUUAUGAAGAAGUUCAUGGAGGCGCACCCGGAGAUGGACUUCUCGAACUGCAAGUUUAACUGA